Molecule: messenger RNA, 570 nt
Organism: Saccostrea cuccullata (small rock oyster)
Lineage: Eukaryota; Metazoa; Mollusca; Bivalvia; Ostreida; Ostreidae
Exons: 2
Coding region: 14-547 (177 amino acids)
Source: RefSeq, a predicted model, not a curated record
UGAAAGGGACAACAUGAUUUUAAGUGAAAACGAUAAUUUUUUUCAGCAGUUAGAUAAUCUUCAUCGCGAAAAACAUGAAAAUAGGUCCAGAAUUGUUUGCUCUGCCACAGCAAGGGAAGAAUUGAUGAACGAUAUGCGAUACUUUAACGGUAGUACAGGCGAGGUUCAGGUGCCACAGGACGAGGCUUAUUUUGACUGGGAGACCAGUGAGGGCCACCUUAAUAGGUUAGAGGACAGGAUUAAAAGUUUCUGUGACAAGCUAGAAAAGACGGCAAAUAACAAGGAUGCACCAAGGCUUUCACCUCUAAAGAGAUUUUCCAUUCAAGAUGAUAGAGACGAAAAUAACUUUGAUCUUAAAGUUCCCAAACCAGGAGGAACAGUAUUCGUUCGCACAAAAAUCUGUAAAAGUCACGAGGAGGCAUCAGAGGAAGAUGUUCACCAGCACGUACGGAGGUUUAUUCUAACAAGGGAGAGUAGUGGAGCGGAUCAGGUACAACUUCCGGACAGACCUAAAUCGGCGUUUGCUGGUUCCCAGCAGAGAAGAUAAAGCUUGUUCUUCAAUCUUGAUGC